Messenger RNA from Cydia amplana, 769 nucleotides. RefSeq lists its product as uncharacterized. The record is from RefSeq and is a predicted model, not a curated record. The transcript has a single exon. The coding region runs from base 32 to 769 and encodes 245 amino acids. NCBI's taxonomy places the organism in Eukaryota, Metazoa, Arthropoda, Insecta, Lepidoptera, Tortricidae.
GUUAAGCUCGCCUCGGCUCUUCAGCCUGUACAUGAACCGGCUCAUCGAGGAGCUUAGCAACACCACCGUAGGAUGCUCAGUAGACGGAGUUUGCAUAAACAACAUCAGUUAUGCUGAUGAUAUGGUGUUGCUCAGCCCCUCGAUUAGUGCGUUACAGAAAAUGUUACGCAUCUGUGAGUCAUACGCGGAGGCCCAUGGGCUUAAAUAUAACGCAGACAAGAGCGAGUUCAUGGUUUUCAAGGCUGGCACUAAAACAUAUCUAGAUGUUCCACCUGUCAUGUUAUGUGGGGCGCCGUUAAAACAGGUACAGCAAUUUAAAUAUUUAGGCCACUGGGUCACCGAUGACUUAAGCGACAAUCUUGACAUAGAGAGGGAACGUAGGGCGCUGGCUGUGCGUUGUAAUAUGCUGGCCCGGCGGUUUGCACGUUGUACUAAUGAAGUCAAAGUAACCCUUUUUAGGGCGUACUGCCAAUCUUUGUACACGUGUAGCCUAUGGGUCAGACAUACGCAGCGUGCAUACGGCGCCCUGCGCGUCCAGUAUAAUGAUGCGUGUAGGGUGCUGUUCGGGCUGCCGCGACAUUGCAGCGCCUCCGUAAUGUUUGCGGAGCGGCAAAUUGAUGGCUUUUACGCCGUAAUCAGGAAACGGGCCGCCUCGAUGAUGAGACGUGUGCGCGGCUCCACGAACACCAUCCUACAUACACUGGCCGAGAGGUGGGACUCCCCGAUACUGCGGCGAUGGAUUCAACUCCAUGCUACAGUGGGGAAAUAA